Messenger RNA from Colletotrichum destructivum, 3059 nucleotides. RefSeq names its product Class II Aminoacyl-tRNA synthetase/Biotinyl protein ligase (BPL) and lipoyl protein ligase (LPL). Gene Ontology annotation, biological process: phenylalanyl-tRNA aminoacylation. Bases 168 to 1649 code for a protein of 493 amino acids. Lineage: Eukaryota; Fungi; Ascomycota; Sordariomycetes; Glomerellales; Glomerellaceae. Gene Ontology annotation, cellular component: cytoplasm; mitochondrion. The record is from RefSeq and is a predicted model, not a curated record. Gene Ontology annotation, molecular function: ATP binding; tRNA binding; phenylalanine-tRNA ligase activity. The transcript has 2 exons.
GUGAUCGGCAGCAGGCCGGAGCUCUCUUUCGCGGCCAGCUUUCUAACCCCGUCGCGAUCCCCGGCCCCAACAGAAGAAGCCCGGCGCCUGUGAUGAGAACAUAGCACCACGGCCUUUGUAUCCAGACAAAGGCGCAGACACCUGAACCACCUCAUUAACGCACGACAAUGCUUGUCCCCAGGUUGGCCGGCAGGCAGUGGCAGCGAAGCUGCUUUCGUGGCGCCAUCUGCCGCGGAGCUGCUCCUCCUCGUCAAUGGCAGGCGCUCGCUUCCUUGUCGAUGAGUAGCCGGCGCGCAUACUCCUCGGAGUUCCCGACCCCGACCAAGAAGACCGUCGAGGUCAACGGCCAGACCAUCCCGACCGACACUUGGUUCAACGUGCCGAAGACCGUCCUCGACGCGGCGUCGCGCAAGCUUCAUCUCCAAAAGGACCAUCCCGUGUACAUCACACGCCAGAUCAUCGAGUCGCAGUUCCCGGCGCCUACGUACAAGUACCACAAUUCCUUCGACCCCGUUGUCUCGACGCACCAGAACUUUGACUCGCUGGGCUUCCCCGCUGACCACCCCGGCCGCGCAAAGUCCGACACCUACUACUUCAACAAGGACACGCUCCUGAGGACGCACACCAGCGCCCAUCAGGCGCAGACGUUCAAGAAGAACUUGAGCGACGGCUACCUCAUCAGCGCCGAUGUGUACAGGCGCGAUGCCAUCGACAGGAGCCACUAUCCCGUCUUCCACCAGAUGGAGGGUGCCCGCAUGUGGGAUCGGACCAAGGUGCCCGGCGGUGACAUCGCGGCCGCCGUGUGGGAGGACCUCAACAGUCUGCCGAAGCACAACGUCAAGGUCGAGGACCCCCAUCCUGCCUUCGACGCGGAGCGGAAUCCCCUGCAGGAGGGUCACCACACGGCCGCCGAGGCCGAAGCCAUCGGCGCUCACCUGAAGCGGUCUCUCGAGAACAUGGUUGUCGAGAUCUUUACGAGGGCCAAGGCCGCCGCCGCGAAGGCGGAUCCCAACUACAAGGACGAGCCCCUUAGAGUCCGCUGGGUGGAGGCCUACUUCCCCUUCACGAGCCCCUCGUGGGAGCUCGAGGUCUACUACGCCGGCGACUGGCUCGAAGUUUUGGGCUGUGGCGUGGUCAAGCAGGAUAUCUGUAUCAACGCCGGCGUGCCGCAGCAGCUUGGCUGGGCCUUUGGCAUCGGCCUCGAGCGCAUCGCCAUGCUCCUCUUCCAGAUCCCCGACAUCCGCUUGUUCUGGUCGCAGGACGAGAGGUUCCUGAGCCAGUUCAGGGGCGUGUCCGACCAGCUAGGCUCGAUGAAGCGUUUCGUGCCCUUUUCCAAGCACCCGGCCUGCCCCAAGGACGUGUCAUUCUGGCUCCGCAGCACGUCCGCGGCGGGAGGGAACACCAAGGCCAACACACAGGACUUCCACGAGAACGACUUUAUGGAGCUUGUGCGCGACAUCGCCGGCGAGAGGGCCGAGGACGUCCGGCUGGUGGACGAGUUCACGCACCCCAAGACGGGGAGGCGCAGCAUGUGCUAUCGCAUCAACUACCGAAGUCUGGAGCGGACCCUGACCAACGAGGAGACCAACGAGUUACACAGCGAGGUGACUCAGAAAUUGGUGGAAAAGCUAGGUGUGGAAAUCCGGUAGAGGAGAGCAGUAACACACUUUGCUCGACGUCGGUAGCUGAGGGGUAAGGGGGCUGUGCUGCCAACACUUUAUCCCACCCCUCGCUGCUCAUCAUCAUCAGACGGGACGGUUCCCCAACGGAAUCGGGAGUCCACUCGUGCGGCAUCAUAAACAGAACCGGCGUACAGGUAGGCUGUAGGCCUGGCUCGGGGGUGUCUUGUGAGGACAGUGCUGCCAAGCCGAAGGGGUGUGGUUUGCUUGCGCCUUGCUCGUAGGGAAAGGAGCUUUUUCGUCGUGACGCCGUCACGUCAUGUAUCAUAAAAGGACUUGUACUAUAACACGCGCCGUUUGGCGACCGAGCUCAGAGUCUUGGUAUGCGGCCUGGGCUGAGCUGAGCUGAGCUGAGCUUCGGACCGGAGGGGCAAAAGAAUUACGGAGACUCGGGAACUCGUUGGAUUCCGUCCUGCAGCGUUUUGUUUUGACGGCUCGCGUUUCGCUGUCGGAAAUGCCUCACGAAGCACAACCGUGAUGGAUGUGCGCCAACAUCGGGCGAAAUGAGCCGCCAUGAGAAGCCGCGAGAAACAUUUGGACAGGGACAAAGCGCCCGCCCAAUACCAGUAACCGACGCCCGAGCAACAAGCCCAUCGGAAGGCGGGUCCUGUUUCUACCGAGUGUUCUCGAACGAUGAAAUCAUGCUCCCAUUGCGAGAGUUAAUCGUCGGGAAAACCUGAAGCAGUGACGCCGUGGUUGCAGAUCGGUUGUAUCAUGCGCAAAACCUACAAUGCCCCGCCGCCGUCAGGAACGAGCGCAUUAGUCUCCGGGUGGAAUCUUGACCCGUCGUCCCAACAACUUGGGACGGUCGUGCAGGUCAGUUUCAAAUGUAUUUUUUUUCCUUUUUCUUUUUUCGAGACGUAGGGCCAACCUCAAUCUGUUGCUCAUAACGUAUGGGAAGUUUGAGACUCGUCGUUAUAGGGGAGGGAGGGGAAGAGAGGGAGAGUUGGGCACAGCCACGCUCCACUAGUCAAGCUCUCUCUCUCUCUCUUUCUCUUCGUUGAUUGCAUCAGACCAGGUAUCGACUGUUGCAAAUUAACGCUGAUUUCCCGCGCUCAAGCUGGUUCCCUGCAAUGUGACCAAAGAAAUGAGAUGAGCUUGCCAUGCUUCAGGACCGGCUUUAUCAGGUGAUGUGGUCUCUAGACAAGUUGGCAAGGAAUGUCUUCGCCGCAAGGAAGUCCCCGCUGCAUGGCAAGAUAAGGUGAAGAGCUAGGCGUAUCGAGAAAGAAGAGUUGUGGGAAGCUGCCUUGAAGUCGCGGGGAACGGUGGGAUUUACGAUUCAAGGCGCCCGGUGCGCCGGAGACGCAGAAUCUUUAGCCAUACAUAGGUAACGCGAGCCGAACCCCACAAGUGGAAGAGGAAUAUCGAGCUGCCAGUCCC